Klebsormidium nitens is the source of this 2049-nucleotide messenger RNA. The record is from the annotation of a GenBank genome assembly. NCBI's taxonomy places the organism in Eukaryota, Viridiplantae, Streptophyta, Klebsormidiophyceae, Klebsormidiales, Klebsormidiaceae.
AUGGCUCAAGCCAUGAGAAUGUUCCUAGGUCUGUUGCUGGUGUCAGCUCUGACGAGCUCAGUGAGUGCUCGGCGGAUGCUCCUCGGCAGCUCAAGGCUCCACAUGAAGCGGUCACUACUACAAGUCCCCGUAGAAACUGAGGAGCCGCCUCAGCCGUACGCUGCAACCACGUGGUGCGCCACCCUGGACUGCCUGACCACAGCCAUGUCAGCGGCACAGGGCACCAACAACAGCAUGAUCAUCGUGACCGAGAACAUCGACCUCAAGGGCCAGCCCCUCCCCGCCGUUGUGAACAAGCUCGAGGUGAUGGGGAACUGCCCCGACGGCUGCUGCUGGAUCGACGCUCAUGGCAUGAGCCAGAUCUUCGUCGUGACUGGGGAGGGCCGAUUCACAUCGCACAUGCUGGAGAUGCGCCGUGGCAAGGCCACUGGCUGCGGAGGAGCCGUCUGGGUGGCGCAGGGCGGGCGCGCCGGCUUCUUCGGCACCAAGUUCAACAACAACACUGCAGUGACCGGUGCCGCUGUCUGCUUCGACAAGGGCGCCAAGGGCUUCUUCAAGCAGGGCAGCUUCAAGAACAACGUCGCGUCUGCGUCCGGCGGAGCCGUCUUCGAGGACCAGAACGUGUGCGUGACGUACAUCGAGACCAACUUCGCGUCUAACCAGGCCAACAGCGGAGGCGCCGUCGCCGUCAGCAACGGCAGCUCUGCUGACGUGCAGUACAGCCUGUUCGCUACCGACUCCGCCAAGACCCAAGGAGGUGCCAUUGACGCCGCCACCGGAUCCGUUAUCAGCGUGACCAACACCCAGUUCGCUGGCUGCACUGCUCCCACUGGAGCGGAUGCGAACCUGGCUGCCGGGGUUGCCAACUCCUUCAUCAAGAACACAUACUCCGCUCAGGGCUCUGUCGUUAACGGCAACGUCUGCGCGACGCCUGGGGGCGCUUGCACCGUUCAGGCCCCCCUCUGCAACUGGAUCCCUAAGGACUGCCAGAUGCCGCUGACGCCCUUCCCGAUCCCGUCGCCGUCUCCCUCUGCCUCGCCGAUGCCCUCCCCUUCGGCCUCUCCCAUCCCCUCCCCUUCGGCUUCACCGAUACCCUCUCCUUCCAGCUCCCCUGUGCCCCCCUCACCGCCCACCACCCCUGCUCCUACCACGGCGGCCCCGACCACCCCGGCACCCACUACUCCGGCGCCGACCACCCCUAAGCCCACCACUUCUGCACCUACCACGGCGGCCCCUGUUCCGACUACCUCUGCCCCGGUGCCAACUACCGCCGCACCUGUGCCGACUUCCGUCGUCCCCACAAUGACGCCAGCGCCCACUCCCGUGGCGACCCGCCCCCAGCCCUGCAUCAGCAACGGGACCUCGGUGAAGGGCGACCCUCACUUCAUCGGCAAGCACGGCGAGAAGUUCGACUUCAUGGGCGAGGCUGGCAAGGACUACUGCCUGAUCGCGGACAAGAAUCUGCACAUCAACAUGCACGUGUUUGCCGGCAGAAGAGAAGGCACCACUUACAUCUCGGAGAUCGGUAUGCUCAUCGGCUCCGACGAAGUGUACGUCUCCGCUAAGUCUUCCGACACGGCCGGCUGGAAAGACACCCAGGGCCAGGUCCUCAUCAACGGCAUCGAGCUCCCCGCUUCGGACCUCAACAUGACGCUCUCGGACGGCCUCACAAUCACCAGGACGCGGACGUCCGUGAGAAUCGUGAAGGCGGGCCUGCUGGACGUGACGCUCGACAUCGCGCGCGCGUCCUUCUGGGAGAACGGACCCGGACAGAACUUCAUCAACUUCAAGGUUUCCAGCCUCGACGUCUCCCCCAGCGUCCACGGAGUGCUCGGACAGACCUACCGGGAGACGGCCAAGACGUAUCAGAAGCUGGUCAACGGCCCCGAGUACAAGAAGCUGCGGGCCAACGGCAUGCCCUUCUUCGUCGACGGCGAGGAGAACGACUAUGAGACCUCAGGUAUCAUGGCUGCUGACUGCAAGUUCGCCCGCUUCUCCAUUCAAGAAAGUACCGUCUCUGCUGGUGGCAGGAAACUGUUGGCACACUAG